Molecule: messenger RNA, 438 nt
Organism: Trypanosoma rangeli
Lineage: Eukaryota; Euglenozoa; Kinetoplastea; Trypanosomatida; Trypanosomatidae
Exons: 1
Coding region: 1-438 (145 amino acids)
Biological process (GO): protein-FAD linkage; tricarboxylic acid cycle; mitochondrial respiratory chain complex II assembly
Cellular component (GO): mitochondrion
Source: RefSeq, a predicted model, not a curated record
AUGCUGAAGCGGUUCCCCAGGCGACUUGCGCCGCGUGCAAAGAAUCACGCUGAAUUAGUAAAGAUGUGGAAGGAUAAUUCACAUGUGGUGGAGAAAGCCAAAGCGGAGAGUGGCUUGCAGUUUCGCGACACCCGGCCGCCUCUGAUGAAUGAGUCCGAUGAGGCAAAGCGUCGUCGCCUCAUCUAUCAGUCUGCCUAUCGCGGCAUGGUGGAGAUGGAUAUCAUUCUGGGUGUCUUCUCUCGCAAAAGUCUCAAAGAGAUGCCACGUGAGCAGCUGGAUGAGUACGACAUGAUACUCCGACACUUUGAUGACGAUUUAUACAAGUGGGUUGUGAUGAACGAGCAGCCGCCUGCAGCUGUGGCAAACAUGCAAACGUACAAGGCCCUACAACAAUUUGUGGAGGAGGAGAGGGAAAGCCUUUUGGGGCCAAUUGUUUAG